UGGGGUUUUGGUUUCUAGUGAGGGAAAAAGAGAAUCUCUUAAAUCCAAUACCUAGAAGACGUUUAGGGUUGUCAUGUGUCCAUGAAGUUGAAAAGCUUUCUGUCCCACAUUAGCUUUUCAAUAAUUUGAUACUGUCGAUACCGUCUUUCUGCCUUUCUGUAAUCAGAGAGCAGAAUCAGAAACCCAGACUCUCUUUUUCUUAUUGGAAUAUCUAUUUAUCAUUGAAGAAAGUGAAAUAAUAGAGUUGUGGAUGUUUUUCCUCUGAAUUCAUUAACUUUUUCCUUCAAAUUCAAUACACUUUCUUUUUGGGUAUAUUCUCCUUUUAACAACACUAUUAUCCUUAUCUUUAUAUCGGAAUAUGGUUGGUUCCUGAUUGGAUUCCAAUUGAAUCUUAGUGUGAAACCCUAAUUGUUUAAUUUCUGUUCUGCCUUCUUCAUCUUAAUUGAGAGACUUGCUUCUUCCUUUCUAGAUGGAAGUCCAAAAUACCCAACCUGGGCAUAUCAUUGAAAUAAGCAGAGACGUGAUAUCUGAAGGAUCAAGUCAUGGGACUACCAAAGUUUGCAGUGGAGCACCUUGUGGCUUUUCUGAUGUGGGGACACUUUCUAAGGAUGCCAAAGAACGUGCAGCAUCCAUGAGGAAGCUUUGGAUUGCUAUUGCCCUCUGUGUUGUUUUCAUUACUGUAGAAAUUGUUGGUGGUCUUAAAGCUAAUAGUUUAGCAAUUUUAACUGACGCCGCUCAUCUCCUAUCAGAUGUUGCAGCUUUUGGUAUCUCUUUAUUCUCUUUGUGGGCGUCAAGUUGGGAAGCAACUCCACGACAAUCUUAUGGUUUCUUUAGGAUUGAGAUCCUCGGGACUCUUGUUUCAAUCCAGAUGAUAUGGCUGUUAGCUGGAAUAUUAGUAUACGAAGCCAUUGCUAGAAUCAUCAAUGAUACAGGUGAAGUUCAAGGGUUUUUAAUGUUUCUAGUUUCUGCUUUUGGUUUGGUGGUUAAUAUUGUCAUGGCUGUUCUGUUGGGACAUGAUCAUGGACAUGGUGGGCAUGGUCAUGAUCAUGGUGCACAUGGUCAUGAUCAUGGUCAUGGCCAUGGCCAUAACCAUAGCCAUGAUGUUCAUGACCCUCAUGCACAUACCCACAGUCAUGACCAUGAGCAUGAUUCACACCAUUCAGAGCCAUUGCUGAAAUCUUCCGAAGAUGGUAAUAAUACAAUAGUUGUGGGUAAAGAGAAGAAGAAAAGGAAUAUCAACAUACAAGGAGCUUAUUUGCACGUUCUUGGUGAUUCAAUUCAAAGCGCUGGGGUUAUGAUUGGAGGAGCAAUUAUCUGGUAUAAACCUGAAUGGAAGAUAAUCGACUUGAUUUGUACACUCAUCUUCUCGGUAAUUGUGCUUGGAACAACAAUCAGAAUGUUGAGGAACAUAAUGGAAGUUCUUAUGGAAAGUACACCACGAGAGAUUGAUGCAACAAUGCUUGAGAAAGAUUUGUGUGAGAUGGACGAAGUUAUUGCUAUUCAUGAACUUCACAUUUGGGCCAUCACUGUUGGGAAGGUACUGUUGGCAUGUCAUGUUAAGGUAAAGCCUGAUGCUGAUGCAGAUUUGGUGUUGGACAAAGUUAUCGAUCAUAUUAAGAGGGUUUACAAUAUAAGCCAUGUAACUAUACAGAUAGAACGUUAGGAGUGAUCCAUGAGUGUUGGAUUACGUACAACUUGAGUCUUGAAGUGUUGAGUGUAGUGUUUAUACUUCGGUUUUGUCUCUAUUUUCUGAUUUUAACCUUUCGAUUCAUUUCAUAAUAACAGCCUCGGAAAAUUACUCUUUUGCUUGUUCUCCUUCUGGAUGUACAUAACUUUCAAGUUUCAAUCUCAUGAAUCAUUGGCACU
Molecule: messenger RNA, 1866 nt
Organism: Papaver somniferum (opium poppy)
Lineage: Eukaryota; Viridiplantae; Streptophyta; Magnoliopsida; Ranunculales; Papaveraceae
Product: metal tolerance protein 1-like
Exons: 2
Coding region: 470-1663 (397 amino acids)
Biological process (GO): zinc ion transmembrane transport
Cellular component (GO): vacuole; plasma membrane
Molecular function (GO): zinc ion transmembrane transporter activity
Source: RefSeq, a predicted model, not a curated record